AUCUCGAUACUUUCCCUUGACAAGGCAGCUGGACUAAAAACGAAUAACAGACGAGACAUCGACGGCAGAUGAUGGGACUAAUGGAUAUCUCCCAAACCACCUCGGUGCUGGUGGUGUUCAUCAUCACGUUCUUCGUGGUGUGGUUAUGGAGAAGAAGAGAGAAGCCUAAAUAUAACAUGCCACGCAAGCAAUUCUGGAUCCCCUUCAGUGAACUCCUGGGUAGUUUCGCAGACACGGACAGUUUGCUAAAGAAAAUAGGUGGCAACCAACCUAUCACAAGGUUCCAAAACGGAUUCACUGGGCCUGAAAACUUUCUUCUGACCACCUACAAGGGUAUCCAUGAAGCUUUCAUCAAGAAUGGGCAUUUAUUAACCGGCAGGCCUACCAAAUUCUUUUGGACGGAAUGGAACACGCAUCAUGACACAGGUGUUGUACAUGGUAUCUUCAACUCUUGGGGAGAUCUGUGGAAACAACAGCGUAGAUUUGCCCUGAUGACUUUACGCGACUUUGGACUGGGGAAGACCUCCAUCUCGGAAAUGAUCCAGGAAGAGAUAGGAUAUCUUGUCGAUGAGUUCCAGAAAUUUGAAGGCAAAGCUGUGGAUCCUCGGAACCUUUUGAUGCCUGCCAUAUCCAAUGUUACCAAUUCCCUAGUGUUUGGGGAAAGAUUUCAAUAUGAUGAUCCAAAGUUCCAGCAGAUCAUGAAGAAUAUGAUGGACCAAUUCAAAUAUUUCUUACUGGCACAAAAUGCAGUUGUGUAUCCAUUUUUAAGAUACAUCCCUGGAGAUCCUUUUAAACUUCACUACACUUUUAAACACAUGGGGAUUUCACGGAAGUUUCUCCAAGAAAGAAUCCAGAAACAUAUGGCAGAAUAUGACCCGGACAACAUACAGUGCUUCACGGAUGCCUACAUCAAGGCUUUGAAGGCUGAGAAAGACAAAGAGGGAACGUAUUUCACUGAAUUCCAACUGUUGACAACGGUGGAAGAAUUAUUUUUUGCGGGCAUGGACACUACGGUAGCCACUCUCAGAUGGGCACUGCUUUUAUUGAUUCUGUAUCCGGACUUGCAGAAAAAGGUUCACGAUGAACUUGACAGUGUGAUAGGUGCCCGCCGUGUCUCCAUGGAGGACCGUGCCUCCUUGCCCUAUACGGAAGCCACACUGCUGGAGAUACAGCGCCUUGGGUGUGUCAUUCCCAUGGCGGGACACAGUAAUACGGAGGACGUUGAGAUGAUGGGCUAUACCAUCCCCGCGAAUUCAAACAUAACGGCAAAUUUUCUUUCUGUCUUUUACGAUGAGUCAUUUUGGAACAACCCAAACAAGUUUGAUCCAACAAGGUUUCUGGACGAGAGUGGAAAGUUGGGGAAAAUUCCAGAUUGUCUGACACCAUUCUCUCUUGGCGGUCGUGUGUGUCUCGGAGAGUCCCUUGCAAAGAUGGAACUGUUCCUGUUCUUCACCAACUUGCUUCAGCAGUUCUCGUUUAAAAUACCCGCCGGGGAAGAGAAACCGGGCCUCAAGGCUCGUAUUGGUCUCUUGCGAUAUCCACUUCCUUUUAAGGUUGAAGUGCACAGAAGGCACUAAACUUCCACGUCUUCUUUAAUGAAUGAAACAAUGCAUGACAUCGAUGUUAUUCAAAAGACAGAUCCAGAAACUAAAUGUUUAUGUUUAUAGUGAAACAAAGUUUUGACUGACAUUUAUGAUCAUUAGUAAUCGAUAUUUCCAUUUUUGUCAUUUGUCGAGUAUAUUUAAGCUUCGUCUUCACUUUUAAGUAUAUAGACUAUAUAGCAUUUAUUUAUUUUAACGUGACAUGUGAAUAAAUAUAAAUAUGUAUGUCUCUCGGCCAAAUGGGCCUACAAGUCACCUAACUUUGCACAUUUUACACAAACGUAAAAUUAAUGUUAUAAGUUAAAACAACAGCAAACCCGGUUAGAUAUAUGGCAUAACAGUAAAUCUCAGUAGUAAUUGAUGAUACAUUUUCUUCAAAUUUGUAUGUCUUCAACAGGGUGGUUCAAUAUAGAAUAGGUCUCCAAGUGUGUCAAUGACUUUUCACUGAUUACAAAAGCUAACUAUUGUUCGAGAAUUAUAAUGAGAAUACAGAAUACCUUUAUAAAUCUUACCUCUUCUUUUUGUAGCUUUUCGCCCUAGCUACCGGCACAUUGCAUCGUAAAGUUGUUGUUGCGUUUUUUUUAAUAGUUCAUUUUCACAUUGAUUCUCAUAAACUUAUUCCAAUAUUAGGUUUACUUCAUUUUCUUACUGAAAUUCUUUAUUUUUCAAUAAAGUCUCUCGGUAAUCUGCAAGGUUACUGGGUACAGGACAUAUCUAAAAAGACGUUUGU
This is a messenger RNA of Lingula anatina, 2331 nucleotides long. Its product is annotated as cytochrome P450 2D20. Gene Ontology annotation, biological process: xenobiotic metabolic process. The record is from RefSeq and is a predicted model, not a curated record. Gene Ontology annotation, molecular function: oxidoreductase activity, acting on paired donors, with incorporation or reduction of molecular oxygen, reduced flavin or flavoprotein as one donor, and incorporation of one atom of oxygen; steroid hydroxylase activity; iron ion binding. Gene Ontology annotation, cellular component: cytoplasm; intracellular membrane-bounded organelle. NCBI's taxonomy places the organism in Eukaryota, Metazoa, Brachiopoda, Lingulata, Lingulida, Lingulidae.